AUGAUUGGGUCGAUGGGUGGCGAAGAAGGACGAUUCAUUUCUUCAUAUCGUUCACAGAGAAGAAUGAAAAGUUUGAAUGAAAAGAUUUUCAAGAAUAAAAGGAAGAAAGUUGUAAGAAUUAUUCCUACAAAAGCAAUUCGGUCAAUGGCUCUUACUUCCUUCUUACCACCCACAAUUCUCACACCCACAAAAAAAAUCGAUUCAAGUUUGCAAAAGAUUAAAGCUCGUCGUCGUAAUUUUUUCAUCUGUUGCUUCAUGAUGUUCACUGAUAAACACAACACCAAGUAUGGUGUAAUGUUUGUAAGAAUGAAAUAA
Molecule: messenger RNA, 315 nt
Organism: Clunio marinus
Lineage: Eukaryota; Metazoa; Arthropoda; Insecta; Diptera; Chironomidae
Source: the annotation of a GenBank genome assembly